This is a messenger RNA of Mycena indigotica, 1326 nucleotides long. RefSeq lists its product as uncharacterized. Lineage: Eukaryota; Fungi; Basidiomycota; Agaricomycetes; Agaricales; Mycenaceae. The transcript has 10 exons. The record is from RefSeq and is a predicted model, not a curated record. The coding region runs from base 1 to 1326 and encodes 441 amino acids.
AUGGAUUCUAUUCCAAAACUUCUGAAAAUUGAGGGAUAUCAUGAAGUGCUUAUCACAGCUGAUAUAAUCAAUGCAUUGAUACUUGGAGCUAAAGGAGAAUCUGAAGCAAUGGACAAGGUUUUAGAAUCAAUAUUUCCACCAAGUGAUGCAUCACACAAAAAGCAGCCAACCACUGGAUGGACUCAACAUACAUUUUUGGAACAGGCUAUAUCUGACUUGGGGAACCGUACAGAAUAUGAUUUAUGGAUUGAAGCUACAAAAGCAGCUUUAAAAAAUGACCAAAUGAAAAAUUUCCUUCAUCAAACAGAUAGUGUCAAGCUCAUUAUGGACUGCUUAGAGAGUGUAGAUAAGUCAAGGAAACUUGGGGGCUUGGAGCUUCUGUCAUUAUGUUAUGACACAGAUAUUCUUCAUUUUCCUGUUGAUGAGCUAAAUAUCAAGCUACUCAUCCUAUUAGAUGACUCCAAUCUUCAAGUACAAGAGGGGUCCCUGGCUUGUAUUAAGGCCAUGUCAUCUAAAGAUAUAAUGAGCCAACCCAAAAUCAUUCGCAAAUGUUUCCAAUUGUUGGAGCACAAGGAUCAUAACAUAGCCUUCUCAUCAUUAAAAACCCUCAGAUCACUGGCAACCCAGAAUCAAACUGCAAAUUAUUUGACUCUUCCAGCAUUCAAGCGCAUCUGUGAAUUUGUGACUGAGACAGAUACAGCCUUUCAUGAUGUCGCUAUUGAUUGUAUUCAAAGACUCUCUGACUUUGAUGCUGGCAAACAGACACUCCUCUCAUCUGAUGCACUCCUGUAUCUCUUUGGACGCCUAAAUGGUACCCAUAUAGAUAGUCAGAUUCUAAAAGUCAUUCAGAUCAUACUUUCUCAUGGAUCAGGAAGCACUACUGUCCUUGGAAUCAUUAUAGAUCAUGUGCUUUCUGGCCUGGCAACAGGACCAGAAAAUCUAUAUGCAGAGUAUAUGAAACUUGUGCAGAAUGUCCCCCAUGAAUUUAAUUUACCUGCAUCCAGCCUCAAGCUCAUAACAACAUUAUUGAAUGACAAAAGAGCAACAGUUGUCCAACAUGUUAUCCAGCUGAUAGUGUAUUUCUCUGGACAAGAUAACUAUCAAGCAUUGUUGUUAUCUGAAAAUACCUGGGAAGGAUUACUUCAGCAGCCUGAAACAGCUUACCUUGUACCACUCUUCCUGGCUGCCAGGCCCUCUACAAUCCACUCAGUUCAGCUGGCAGCAUCUUCAGGAAUAGUUCCACAGUUGCUAAACUUAUAUGCUGCUCCAGAACUUGAAUCUCAGGUUGUUGGACUUAUGGGAAUGCUUGCUUUAGAUCUAACAUAA